Molecule: messenger RNA, 848 nt
Organism: Suillus fuscotomentosus
Lineage: Eukaryota; Fungi; Basidiomycota; Agaricomycetes; Boletales; Suillaceae
Product: P-loop containing nucleoside triphosphate hydrolase protein
Exons: 2
Coding region: 1-774 (257 amino acids)
Molecular function (GO): GTP binding
Source: RefSeq, a predicted model, not a curated record
AUGUCGUCAAGAAAGAAUAUCGUACUCUUUGGGGCGAGUGGAGUGGGCAAAAGCUCGGUCGUGAACCUCAUGGCAGGGAUGGUGGUAGCAAAGACAUCUCUUGGCUUAGAACCCUGCACGCUCCGUUGGCAACCCUAUGACAUCAACUUCGAUGGGGAAUGUUAUAAGGUCUUCGAUACCGUUGGACUCGAGGAACCGCAGCUUGGAAUCAAAGAGUAUCUUGAAUCCGUCGAGCACGCCUACAAGCUGGUCAAAGAAUUGGACAUGCAAGGCGGUAUUGAUCUGCUUAUGUUCUGCAUCCGCGCCGGCAGAAUGACCGCCACUCUUCAGAGCAAUUAUCGGCUCUUUUACGAAUUCCUCUGCGAGAAGAAGGUUCCCGUUGUCCUUGUGAUCACAAACCUCGAAAGAGAGAAGAAUAUGGAGGAUUGGUGGUAUCGAGAACAAACGACCUUGGCUAAAUAUCAAAUCGCCGUUGCUGGCCAUGUGUGUAUCACUGCCGCUGAUGGACUGCAAGCUGGCACACAGGCGGCAUUCCGCUAUGAGGAAUCGCGCCUCAAAAUCCGUGAGCUCGUUAAGCAGUUUACGGCUCACGGGCAGAGGCAGUCGUGGAUAGGAGGAAACAACCUGUUCGUCUCGUUGAUGCGCAGGCUAAAGGAGCUACUCACAGGGGGUUCGCAUGUGAGACGCAAAGAUAUUGUUCCUCAUCUCACGAAGCGUUGCGGAAUAUCUCCAGAUGUCGCAAAACAGUUGGCUAAUAUGAUACGACGAGUCUAAUUUUGAUACCCCAGACCCGCUUGCUUACUUUGUUUUUGUCGAUACGUUACACACGACUACUGCAUGGAGUUCAC